Molecule: messenger RNA, 6376 nt
Organism: Nyctereutes procyonoides (raccoon dog)
Lineage: Eukaryota; Metazoa; Chordata; Mammalia; Carnivora; Canidae
Gene: SNED1
Product: sushi, nidogen and EGF like domains 1
Exons: 27
Coding region: 1-3852 (1283 amino acids)
Biological process (GO): cell-matrix adhesion; establishment or maintenance of epithelial cell apical/basal polarity; Notch signaling pathway
Cellular component (GO): protein-containing complex; plasma membrane
Molecular function (GO): calcium ion binding; Notch binding
Source: RefSeq, a predicted model, not a curated record
AUGCUGCGCGGCGCCGCCUGGACGCUGCUCGUGGCCGCGGCCCUGGGGCUCGGGGCUCGGGGCGCGCGGGGCGCGGUGGCCCUGGCCGACUUCUACGCCUUCGGCGCGGAGCGCGGGGACGCGGCCACCCCGAAGCAGGACGACGGCGGCUCGGGGCUGCGGCCGCUCUCCCUGCCCUUCCCCUUCUUCGGCGCCGAGCACUCGGGCCUCUACGUGAACAAUAACGGGAUCAUCUCCUUCCUGAAGGAGGUCUCUCAGUUUACCCCAGUGGCCUUUCCCAUCGCCAAGGACCGCUGCGUGGUGGCAGCCUUCUGGGCAGAUGUGGACAAUCGACGUGCGGGUGAUGUGUACUACCGGGAGGCCACUGACCCGGCCACGCUGCGCAGAGCCACAGAGGAUGUCAGGCGAUACUUCCCUGAGCUCCCGGACUUCUCUGCUACCUGGGUUUUCAUAGCCACCUGGUACCGCGUGACCUUCUUUGGAGGCAGCGCCUCUUCCCCUGUCAACACGUUCCAGACCGUGCUUAUCACGGACGGCAAGUUCUCCUUCACCAUCUUCAACUAUGAGUCCAUCACGUGGACCACGGGCACACACGCCAGCAGCGGGGGCGACUCCACUGGCCUGGGGGGCAUCGCAGCCCAGGCCGGCUUCAAUGCGGGUGACGGGAGGCGCUACUUCAGCAUCCCCGGCUCCCGCACGGCGGACAUGGCCGACGUGGAGACCACCACCAACGUGGGCGUGCCCGGGCGCUGGGCGUUCAGAAUCGAUGAUGCCCAGGUGCGCGUGGGGGGCUGCAGCCAUACAACAUCCGUGUGCCUGGCCCUGCGCCCUUGCCUCAACGGCGGCAAGUGCAUUGAUGACUGCGUCACAGGCAACCCCUCCUACACCUGCUCCUGCCUCUCAGGCUUCACGGGGAGGAGAUGUCACCUAGACGUGAACGAAUGUGCUUCCCACCCAUGUCAGAAUGGUGGGACCUGCACACAUGGUGUCAACAGCUUCAGCUGCCAGUGCCCGGCCAGCUUCGGGGGACCCACCUGUGAGACAGCACUGUCUCCAUGCGAUGCCAAGGUGUGCGAGAACGGCGGCCGGUGCCAGGCAGAGCAGGGCUUGGCAGUGUGCCUGUGCCGGGCCGGCUACACGGGCGAGGCCUGCGAGACGGAUGUGGACGAAUGUGCCUCCGGCCCGUGCCUCAACGGGGGCUCGUGUGUUGACCUCGUGGGGAACUUCACCUGCCUGUGCGCAGAGCCCUUCGAGGGACCUCGCUGCGAGACAGGAAGCCACCCAGUGCCAGAGGCCUGCCUCUCAGCCCCGUGCCAGAAUGGGGGCACCUGCGUGGACGCAGAUGAGGGCUACGUGUGCGAGUGCCCCCAGGGCUUCACCGGCCCCGACUGCAGGGAGAGAACCCCUGACCACUGUGAGUGCCGUAACGGUGGCAGAUGCCUGGGUGCCAACACUACCCUCUGCCAGUGCCCCCCAGGCUUCUUUGGGCUCCUCUGUGAAUUUGAAGUCACAGCCACGCCUUGCAACAUGAACACCCAGUGCCCCGACGGGGGCUACUGCAUGGAGUACGGUGGGAGCUACCUCUGCGUCUGCCACACUGACCACAACGCCAGCCACCCACUGCCGUCACCCUGCGACUCAGACCCCUGCUUCAACGGAGGCUCCUGUGACGCCCAUGAGGACACCUACACUUGCGAGUGCCCCCGAGGGUUCCAUGGCAGGCACUGCGAGAAAGCCCGGCCACGCCUGUGCAGCUCGGGACCCUGCCGGAACGGGGGCACGUGCAGGGAGGCGGGCAGCGAGUACCACUGCAGCUGCCCCUACCGCUUCACCGGGAGGCACUGCGAGAUCGGGAAGCCAGACUCCUGUGCCUCGGGCCCCUGUCACAACGGCGGCACCUGCUUCCACUACAUUGGCAAAUACAAGUGUGACUGUCCCCCAGGCUUCUCUGGGCGACACUGCGAGAUAGCCCCCUCCCCCUGCUUCCGGAGCCCCUGCAUGAAUGGGGGCACCUGUGAGGACCUGGGCACAGAUUUCUCCUGCCGCUGCCGAUCAGGGUACACAGGACGCCGGUGCCAGGCAGAGGUGGACUGUGGCCCCCCAGCGGAGGUGAAACAUGCCACGCUGCGCUUCAACGGCACUCGGCUGGGCUCGGUGGCCCUGUACAAGUGUGACCAAGGCUACAGCCUGAGCUCUCCCAACCCCGUCCGCAUCUGCCAGCCACAGGGCGUCUGGAGUGAACCUCCACAGUGCCACGAGACAGACGAGUGCCAAGCACAGCCCUGCAGAAACGGAGGCUCCUGCAGGGACCUCCCGGGGGCCUUUGUGUGCCAGUGCCCUGCGGGCUUCACUGGAGUCCACUGCGAGACAGAGGUGGAUGCGUGCCACUCCAGCCCCUGCCAGCACGGAGGCCGGUGCGAGAACGGUGGCGGGGCCUACCUGUGCGUCUGCCCGGAGGGCUUCUUCGGCUACCACUGCGAGACAGUGAGUGACCCCUGCUUCUCCAGCCCCUGUGGGGGCCGCGGCUACUGCUUGGCCAGCAAUGGGUCCCACAGCUGCACCUGCAAAGUGGGCUACACGGGCAAGGAUUGCGCCAAAGAGCUCUUCCCACCAACGGCCCUCAAGGUGGAGCGAGUGGAAGAGAGUGGGGUCUCCAUCUCCUGGCGUCCACCUGAAGGCCAGGCCGCCAGGCAGAUGCUGGAUGGCUACGCGGUCACCUACACUUCCUCGGACGGUGCCUACCGCCGCACAGACUUCGUGGACCGGAGCCGCUCCGCGCACCAGCUGCGGGCCCUGGCGGCUGGCAGAGCCUACAACAUCUCCGUGUUCUCGGUCAAACGCAAUGCCAACAACAAGAACGACAUCAGCAGGCCGGUGCUGCUGCUCACCCGCACACGACCCCGCCCUGUUGAGGGCCUCGAGGUCACCAAUGUGACAGCCAGCGCCAUCUCAGUGCGGUGGGCUCUGCACAGGAUCCGUCACGCUACCGUCAGCAGCGUCCGCCUGUCCAUCCGGCACCCUGAGGCCCAGGAGGACCAGUCCACCGACCUGGACAAGAGUGUGGACAAGUUCACAUUUGGGGCCCUGCUGCCAGGAAGGAGAUACGCCAUCCAGGCGAUUGCCCUCAGUGGGCUUGGGGGGCACGAGCCUCCCACCGAGAGCCUGGCCUCGGCCCCGCUGCACGUGUGGACCCGGCCCCUGCCGCCAGCAAACCUGACGGCUGCCAGAGUCACAGCCACCUCUGCCCACGUGGUCUGGGACACCCCCACUCCAAACACCUUGCUGGAGGCGUAUGUCAUCAACGUGACCACCAGCCAGAGCACCAAGAGCCGCUACGUCCCCAACGGGAGGCUGACAUCCUACACAGUGCGGGACCUGAUGCCAGGACGGCGGUACCAGCUGUCGGUGACCGCCGUGCAGAGCGCGGAGGGCGACCAGCUGCACAGCGACCCUGCCCACCUCUACAUCAUCACCUCCGCGAGGGACGGCGCCGACAGACGCUGGCACAGGGAGGGGCUGCAUCCCCGGGUGCUCCGGAACAGACCGCCGCCCGCGCGCCUGCCGGAGCUGCGCCUGCUCAGUGACCGCGAAGUGCCUGAAACCCAGACCCCGGCCCCCAGGUUCUCGGAGCUGGUGGACGGCAGAGGGCGAGUGAGUGCCAAGUUUGGGGGCUCGCCUGGCAAAUCGGUCACCGUGAGAUCGCAACCCACGGCUGUGGUGCAGCUUGAGAACACGGAGGAGGCCCCCAAGCAGGUGCCUGAGCAGGUCAGCCUGGCCCUCCAGCUGCCCGAACAUGGCAGCGACAAGGACGUGGCAAUAUCAGACGUUUCAUUUCCUAAGCUCGGGAACUAGUGGAUGUGAUUACCUGCCCUGGCUCCCUUCUGAAGGAAAGAGUCAAGGUGGCACCAGACUGGCCCCAGAUGUCACUGCAGUCUGCAGUGUUUGCCACCCUGAGGUAUGCAGGCUGGCCGGGGGAGGGCAGGAGUGAUUUUAGGUGAUAAAGAGGGAAAAAAUCAUUAAUGGUCCCCUGGGUGCACAAAGUGAAUCAUGGUUUUUUGUUCCUGUUACGUCUGUAACGGGUGCAUGACAAGCCCCUUCUAUUUAGUAAGUUAGCUUCUGCUGCGAGGAUGGCCUUAGAUCUGGAACCCAGCCCGUAACCUAUAUCUUGCUGUGGUCCCCCCAGUUAGCCUGGAGCAUGGAUUCUGUGCUCACAGUCCCUUCGCUCUGCUGCAGGGUGGGCGGUGGGGAGGGAUCUCAGCGCAUAUCCACGUGGGUCUGAGCAGCUGCAGGUGUUUUGUUAUAAGCUGACUGACCUGCUGUGCAUAGCCACCCCGACUUGUGUGCUCACCCCGCGUCUGCAGUGAGGCCGGUCAGUGCUGUUGAGUGGCCGCAGCUCACUCUCCCCACUGAGCAUCUGACCUGUGGGUGACUUCACCAUGGCUUCAUCCACUCGGCUCACACAGCACCUGAGCUGUGUCUGGCUGUUAUCAGCAAGCGCCACUAUGCUAUUCUUACACACGUCUUCUGGCACAUGUGCGAGAGUACAAAUGCUGGGGCUUGGGAUGUGUGGAAGCCCGAAUCACAAGAGAACACUAAGUUGUUUUCUAAGUGAGGACAUCAGUUUAUACUCCUUCCAUCUGCGAUCAAGACACGUGGUGAACCCAGUCUCUCCAGAACCUACCUUGCUGGGGUUCCAGGUCGUGCCAGCAGCAUGGGUGUGAAGUGCACCCCUUGAGAUCUGGACUUCCAUCUCUUGAAUGCUGAUACGGUCAAGCACUUUUCAUUCAUUCAUUCAAAGUGGGCUCUGGGUCCACUGCUCUGUUGCAAUGUUUGGACUCCGUGGAGCCAACACUAGGGAUUUCAGCGGCCCUAUCUUUGGUAAGGCUCGCUGUCCCGCAGUGCCCACCUGCUCUUGGUCCUGUACAUUUCUAAAAAAGUUUAUAAUCAGCUUAUCCCAUCAGAGUUCUUGUUGGUACUUUACCUGGCCAAAUUUCUGAGGCCCCAUCUGCCUGAAAAUACUCUUACUAGCACUCACACUUGAAGGGUAAAUUGAGUGGCUCAAAGGUCCUCUACCUUCAGCUCUUCAAACAUUAGUCCCCUGUCCUCUUCUGAGCAGUACUGCUGACAGUGGGUGUCAAGUCUUUUUCUUGUCUCCUUGUAGUGUGUCUGCUCAUUUUCCCUGGAAGCUGUUAGACUCUUCUUUUUCAUGGAAAGUAGGAUCCCCAGAGAGCCCUAGAUACCCACAGAGCACAAUUAACACUCUUGAUUGGAGUUUCCUCAUCAAGCAUCUCUCCGGGUUAGGUCCACACAUUUGAGCUCCAAGGGGGAAGCUCAGGGAGAAGAGGAGGGUCCCUAAGAUUGUAACCUGCCACCAUGGGGAUCUGGAGUAGACACUGAGGCUAGUCUAAUCUUCCUGUUUUCUUCAAAUUCUCACACCAGCAGGGCUUUGAAACUCUCCUGGUUUUAUCCCCUGGAUGCCGGAGAGAAGCAGGCAGUAGCAGGCAAGGGCAGAACUUAAACUUCUUUACUCUGCAACUUAUUGUCAAAUAGGAGCACCCACUGCCACCACCCCAGACUGCAGCCAUAUUUCUGUUCCCCAUCCUGUUCACAACAGCCAUUUCUCUAUCUUUAUUUAAUGUGUAUGUGUGUCACAAUAAGCUCAGGAUUCAGUAGGCAGUGCCCUGGUAAAAACCCUACUGCUGCACAAACUGCAGGCAUAAGGCUUCAGGCGCCCAAGAAUGGAAUGAAUUAUCAGUCAGGCUCUGCAACCUGCUGUCCCAGGUACAAAGGGUGAGGACUGCUGGCAUGGGUUCACAGGUCCUAAAUACCCCUGCACACUGCCAUGUUCUGUAAGGUUGUCCUAAAAUAUCUCUGGACAAUUGUUUAUAGUGUGUAGAUCUCAUGUCCUAUUUGACACCCCAUUUUCAAAACUUACUACAAAGCAGCAGUAAUCAGGUCAGUGAAAUACUGGCACAAGGACAGACUUACGAUCAACGAAAUAGAAUUGAGAGUCAAGAAAUAAACCCACACGUCUCUGGUCAACUGAUUUCAACAAGGGGCCAAGACCAUUCAAUGGAGAAAGAACAGUCUUUAACAAAUGGUGCUGGGAACACUGGAUAACCACAUGCAAAAGGAUGAAGUCAGACCCCUACCUCACACCAUAUACAAAAUUAACUCAAAAUAGAUCAAAUACCUAAAUCUAAGAACUAAAACUAUAAAACUCUUAGAAAAAAAACAGGAGUAAGUCUUCAUGACCUUGGAUUGGCAAAAGAUUUUAAAUAUGACACCAAAACCAUGAGCAACAAAUGAGGAAAAAAAGACAGAAUAGACUUCCUCAAAAUGUGCUCUUUGUGCUUCAAAGGAUGCCAUUAAAAUA